AGAUUUCAUCAUUGAAUGUUGACAGAAGCCUUCUGCCAGAAGAGCAGUUCCAGUGCUAUAUCUGCCUGAAUGUGUUCACUGAUCCAGUUACCAGUCCUUAUGGCCACACCUUCUGCAAAGCCUGUAUUGGUGGACACUGAGAUGACAGUCACAGAAUGAAGAGAAUGAAGGGGACCAUAACAGUUUUCCUUAGGUUGGGUUUAUUUCAAUCCUGCCCAUAGCUGGGAGCACAGCUGCACCCGACCUGAUCAUAAUGAUCAAAAUAAAUAAAUACCAAUACAUCAAAUGUCAAUUACUUAAAAACCCCAAACCAUCUAUAAGUUGUAGAAAUGCAUAUACAAAUGUUGAAAGCAUUUGAGACAACAAAAAGAUAUUAAAAUAUUGUCCCAUUUACAUUGUGUAAUUUAUUGUCCGUUUCUAACUAGCCCCAGAGACAGGCUAUCCAAAGUCAAACCAACUUUGCCACUGGUUGCACAGCGGCCAGCUGAAACGAAAAAAGUUGGCUAGCUUGCUAGCUAGUCUAGACUACUUCCAGAUACAAAACAUGGUUAGACUUGUUCAAGUUAUUUAGAAGGAUGAGUGACUGUAACUGUGUAGUGUAUUGGUAGAGUUCAAGUACAAGUGCUUCCCACAUCGAAGAAUGCCUCCAAGACACAAAUCUCGUUCUCAGUCGCAUUUCCUAAUGAGAAUUGAAACCAAUGAUAAAGCAAGCAAUUCGGCCCUCCUUUAACAGUUGUCUUCGUGCAAUAUUUACAUGCAUUUCCCACAGGCUGCGCAUAGGUUCACGAAGGCAGAGGCGCAGAAGCUUAUCCAGGAAAGACACGAAUAAAGUAAACCAAAAUAUCCCAGACCGUGUCUGACAACCCAAAAAGGUUUGGCUACAACUCAGCGCUCUUGGGAGAGAAGGGCUUCCACUCUAGACGCCGUUGCUGGGAGGUGGGAAGUUGGAGUUUCCAAGAAGAGUUGGAGUUUCCAAAAAGACUGUCAACAGGAAGAAGGCGGUCAAAAAGACUUACGCUUCGAACACACCGACUGGGUUUUGCGUUUCGAUACACCAGAAGUACAUUAAUUUCCAAUGGAACCAGUUGCAGUGCGUUCAGUGUCAAAUUGUAUGCGUAGACUUGACAGAAAGUAGAAAAAUAUGAAUGUUGAUUUUUUUUUGCACACAUGUAGUAAAAAUGUGGGAUUACAUAAAAGUUUGAUUGCAUAAUUUCUUUACAUUUUUUAUUCAUUUAUUUGCCAAGUAUAUUAUUUAUUCGAUGACAUCCACAAAUUAAUUGUGAGAGCCUAUAAUAUAAUUUCCCUCCAAAAUGCAGUUUUGGAGCGAAAUGCAAUAAUAAAUCGUCAAUAUAGCAGAGUAGGCUCUUUCAACAAUGAGACCAACGUUGAGGAAGGUGGUCUUGAUCGCGCUGUUGGGCCGAGACCAGCCCCACCGAAAGCGCAGGUCUGUGUGGGUCCAAAGAUGGUUAAAGUCCCGAAAGCAGGCAGGGGAGUUCCACCGUCUAAUUCAAGAGCUUCGACUGUUUGGAGAGUAAUUCCGAAGUUACUUUCGUCUGGACCGAAGCCAAUUCGAUCACCUGCUCCAGAUGGUUGGAGCCAGGAUCACCCGGAGUCCAUCAGCCCAGUUGAACGCCUGGCGAUUUGUCUCCGAUUCUUGGCGACAGGGGACUCCUACAGGACCAUAGGAUUCAGCUUCCGAGUCGGACGGUCCACGGUGGCAGGCAUUGUCCCCUCUGUGGCACAAGCCAUUUGGGACUGUCUGGUUGGUGAAUACAUGCCUGUCCCCAAGGAGGAAGACUGGAGGACAAUCGUUGCCGAGAUCCUGGAGAGCAAGGGAAGUGAUGGCGGGACCCUCCGGGACUCUGCCUUUGGCCAGGCACUUCAGGAUGGCACCCUGGAUAUUCCACCACCUGCAUCACUCCCUGGGGCUGAAGACCUGGGACCUGUUCUCUUUGUCGGCGAUGAGGCCUUCCCUUUAAGACCCAACCUCAUGAGGCCCUACGCUGGACGCCAGCUGCCAUUGCCAAAGCCUGUAAGGAUCUUUAACAAACGACUGUCCAGGGCAAGGUUAGUUGUUGAAUGCGCCUUCAGGAUUCUGGCAGCCCGAUGGAGAAUGUAUCGGAGAGUGCUUGGUCUCAGCCCCUCAAAUGUCGAUGCCUGCGUGAAGGCCACGUGUUCUCCACAAAUAACACAAAGGUUAUUUUAAGAACCAUCCACCGUUGUCCAUAAAAUUGCAUUUUUCCCCCAGAUUACUUUAUGUAUCAUUGUCUCUCUUCAUUUGGAUGCUAUAUUUAAAUGAAAUUUGGGAGUAAAGACCACACCUUAACCCCGUCCCUCUCCCAUUAACGUCAGUAUUAUACACACCUGGCAUGGUACAUCAGGUGAGCGGGAGCACUAAUUAAGGUUAUACGACAUACAGUUAGUAUGAUAACAAAGGGAAAGGGUAACCUAGGUAACCUAGGGUCCAUACAAAUAGUACAGUUUACCACCAUGUUCACUGGCCUGACAAAAUACAGGUGGGAAAAAAAUGAAUUAGGAAGAGAACUUUUACUUUAAUCUUUUCUUAGAUCAGCAAAGGUGUUGGGAAGAAAUAAGCAGAUUAAGUCUAAAUUAGAUAUUAAUAAACAACUGACUAUGAAAACAUUAUAAUUUAAUAAGUAUUCAAGUACAGGAAAGAACAUGACAAGAACAACAGUGCGUUGUAAAAAUGUUUAAACAAAUAAAACUAUUGAAAGA
Oncorhynchus tshawytscha (Chinook salmon) is the source of this 2736-nucleotide messenger RNA. RefSeq lists its product as uncharacterized. Bases 1463 to 2206 code for a protein of 247 amino acids. The record is from RefSeq and is a predicted model, not a curated record. The transcript is spliced from 3 exons. Lineage: Eukaryota; Metazoa; Chordata; Actinopteri; Salmoniformes; Salmonidae.